AUAGCUUCCGCUUUUAUCAAAAUAAACAAUAACACGUGCUACAUUUUGGCUGUAGAAAAAUGAGUUUUAAAGGCAAACAGUCUCGAUUUAAAACGUUGACCGAAGAUACUUUAAAUUACUACAAACGUAUUAAAGAAGUUUUACAGGAUGACAAUUCAAUUGAUGUCCAAGUUAUUGAUAACAUCUUCAGUCAGCUAACCCAAGAAGCUGUUGCAGUCUGCAAACACCCAGAAACCAGUGCUAUAAUUGAACUGCUGAUCAAUCAUGCAUCAUGCGCAAAUGUUGCAUCACUCCUGCAGAUUUUUGCAACUGAUUGGGAUGCGGUGUGCAAUGAUUCUUCUGCAAGUCAUGUGGUACAAAAAUGUGUACUGGUCUCACCCAAACUGUUUGCUGAACAGGUUUCGCAGUUUGACAUUGAUAACUGCAGUGAAGAUUCAUCUGAGGACCAACUCAUUCUAAAGAUUUUAAGUCUUUGUGAGCACAUAUUGAACAAUUUGGAGAAGUGUUUAACGCACACUCACAUGUCACAUAUAGUCAGGUCUAUGCUUCAAAUCCUUGGUGGGACAUUUGUUGAUGAAAAGAUUUUGAAAAGUAAAGGAUCAAGAAAUUACUCAAAAAAGAAUGAACCAGACAGGAAACAGAAGGAUAUUCACUUCCAAGACUUUGAUGUGCCAGCAGCAUUUCGGAAGCAGUUGAAAUUUGUGUACAAAACUAUUUUUAGACUGGACAAUUUUGGUGUUUACAUCACAGAAAGCAACGCUAAUCCCAUCCUGCAGACUCUACUCUUGGUGCUCAAUAAAGCCAACACUGAACUUUGUCAAAAGGCAAUUAAUAAGGUCAUCAAAAGGUCAAGGAUCAAGGACGAUGUGGAACAGGUCAAUUUGCCGCCAGUUGCUGCUGACAGUAUAGGGUCGUUCCUGGUGGAGCAGAUAAUCGGUCUGUGUUCUGAGGAGCUCUUCAGGAAGCUGUUUGAGAGGCUGUUUCACAACAGGUUACUGCAGUUUGCUACCCACGCAUCUGCAAACUAUGUGCUGCAGACAUUCAUCAGAAAGUGCAGGGAUAAAGACAUAUUCAAAUCAGUUGUUGAUGAGCUGAACAACUGUAUUUCUGCUGUGUUAGACGCUCGUAACUAUGGUGUCCUGGUUGCCGUGGUGGAAACUGCAGAGAAACUCACAUGUAAACAGGACAGCAUCCUGCAGAUGCUGAUGACAGGCCUUCAGUGCUGGGAGCCAGAGGAACGAAGAACUUCUUGUGUAGCCUUGCUGGCAGCAUUCACGACACACGACAACUUCAAUAGUGGUAGCCAUGAUGAGACUUCAGCACGUCCUGCAAUCAGGAAGGUGAACUAUCAUGGCUCCCUGCUCCUUCAACACCUCGUGAAUUUCCGCAAGGUAAAGAUGCUGGAGACCGGAUUUCUUGACUUGCAACCGGGCGAGGUGUCGAUGCUCGCGUGUGACCCAUGUGGCAGUCACGUGAUGGAGGCAGCGCUUAGGAGUGCCGCUAUAAGGGAGAAAACCAAGGAGGGACUGGUCUCGAAAAUGGCUGGCAGCUGGGUUCAACUUGCCUGUCACAAAAAUGGCAGCCGUACUCUAGAGUCUAUCUGGAAGAAUGUUCCCCUGAAGCUUCGAGAAGUCAUCGCUACGGAGUUAGCGGAAAAACAGGACAGGUUAAAGUCCGACAUGUUCGGACGUCACAUUGUACGGAACUUUGCCCUGCAGCAUUUUAAAACGCGCAAAAACGAUUGGACGAUGUUACAGAAGGGAGAUAAAAAGAAGCGAGAAAUGUUCAGAGAUGUUAUAGGAUCUGAAACAGAUGUAAAACAGCCAAAACAGAAGAAAAGGAAAGUGAAGAAAGACCAAUAGCUCGUUAAUAAAGGGAUGUUAAUCUUAACUUACGCCUCAAUAUCUUUUUUUUUUAAAGUUGAAUCCAUACAAGUAGUCAGCUACAUGUACCUUAUGAUUAUUAUUUCUUGUUAAAUGUUCAUUUGACUGUGUAUUCAACAAUUAUAUUGAACCAAACUGAAAUUGAAAGUUGCUGGUAAGCUUGAUGAAGAUCUAUUGUUAAAGGUUUUGCAUGAAAUAAAGUAAAUAUUUUAUCUAAAUGUAUUUGAUGAAGAAAACAGCAGCAUUUACUGUAAAGUUGUCUUUAAACAUAAGUAUAUUAUUUUGCUGUUCACAUAAAAUGAGGUAUAUUGUCAAAUGAUACGAUUAUUGACUUUGUAGCAGUUGAAACGCUGGAAUUCCACAGAAUGGGCUUAUUACUAACAAUUGCAACUACCCCACCAUUUUUCCUUGACAUUGCAGGCCAUAACAUGCAGCAAGUUGUUACAAAAGUGUGUGACCCUGUUUUGACCCCUAAGGGUAUGAUAUGACUACAUGUUUAUAUAAGAGCACAAUACUAGUGUUACAUACAAAAUAUUAAACCA
This is a messenger RNA of Dreissena polymorpha, 2425 nucleotides long. RefSeq names its product nucleolar protein 9-like. The record is from RefSeq and is a predicted model, not a curated record. Gene Ontology annotation, biological process: ribosomal small subunit export from nucleus; endonucleolytic cleavage in 5'-ETS of tricistronic rRNA transcript (SSU-rRNA, 5.8S rRNA, LSU-rRNA); endonucleolytic cleavage to generate mature 5'-end of SSU-rRNA from (SSU-rRNA, 5.8S rRNA, LSU-rRNA). Bases 60 to 1862 code for a protein of 600 amino acids. The transcript has 10 exons. Gene Ontology annotation, molecular function: RNA binding. Lineage: Eukaryota; Metazoa; Mollusca; Bivalvia; Myida; Dreissenidae. Gene Ontology annotation, cellular component: nucleolus; 90S preribosome; preribosome, small subunit precursor.